This is a messenger RNA of Bipolaris victoriae FI3, 402 nucleotides long. RefSeq lists its product as hypothetical. The record is from RefSeq and is a predicted model, not a curated record. The transcript has 3 exons. NCBI's taxonomy places the organism in Eukaryota, Fungi, Ascomycota, Dothideomycetes, Pleosporales, Pleosporaceae. The coding region runs from base 1 to 402 and encodes 133 amino acids.
AUGCGGCGGCUACCAGAUCAACCGUCAAAACAUGAGGUUCGUAGGUAUGCCGGGCUGACCGCGCGCGAAUGGGAUGACGUAUUUGUUGCCAUAAUAACCAAAGAAGCGAGGAGGCUCAGAGAACAAGACCCUGACAUACUAUGGAGGGCUCUCGAUCAAGAGACAAAGAACGCGAUCGUGAACAAUGUCAACCAGAAGUUAGCCGAAAAGAAUAUUCGACCAGUGAGCUUGGAAGUCGUAGGGAAACGUCUCGGUCUGUCGUUAACUCGCAUGAAGCAUGAAGGCAUGUCUCGCAAGAAGGCUUUGGCUGCGAAACAGAAGGCACCUACUAAUACUGCUGCCGUUGCUACUGGCACGCCUGCCCAACGAGCCCGGCCUUAUGACCCUGUGCGAGACCUAUAG